AGUGAAAACAAGUGAACUUGAGCGGUGAAUAACCACUCGAACGCAAACGUUAUCUACGAGAUAUAUUAUUGUAUUCUACGUGUGAGUGUAAACAGUGAAUUGUGAAGUGAAAAUGCCAGCUGUAGGAAUAGAUCUUGGAACGACGUACUCGUGUGUCGGUGUUUGGCAGCACGGGAACGUGGAGAUCAUCGCCAACGACCAGGGAAACAGGACGACGCCAUCGUACGUCGCGUUCACAGACACGGAGCGACUGAUCGGCGAUGCUGCCAAGAACCAGGUAGCUUUGAACCCCAACAACACAGUGUUCGACGCGAAACGGCUUAUCGGACGCAAAUUCGACGACCCGAAGAUCCAAGCGGACAUGAAACAUUGGCCUUUCAAAGUGAUCAGUGACUGCGGUAAGCCGAAGAUUCAAGUGGAAUUCAAAGGGGAAGUGAAAAGGUUCGCGCCGGAAGAAAUCAGCAGCAUGGUGUUGACGAAGAUGAAGGAGACCGCCGAGGCGUAUUUAGGUAGUACAGUGCGAGAUGCGGUGAUCACAGUGCCUGCAUACUUCAACGACGCACAACGCCAAGCUACCAAAGACGCGGGAGCCAUCGCCGGCUUGAACGUUCUACGAAUAAUCAACGAGCCCACAGCCGCCGCCUUAGCGUACGGCCUCGAUAAGAACUUGAAAGGCGAACGCAACGUUUUGAUAUUCGAUCUGGGCGGCGGCACCUUCGACGUGUCCAUCCUUACUAUCGACGAGGGCUCCUUGUUCGAAGUGAAGGCGACGGCGGGCGACACGCACUUAGGAGGCGAAGACUUCGACAACAGACUGGUGAACCAUCUAGCGGAGGAGUUCAAGAGGAAGUACAAGAAGGACUUGCGAGGGAACUCUCGAGCGUUGAGGCGGCUGCGUACAGCGGCUGAACGCGCGAAACGCACACUGUCAUCCAGCACUGAAGCGAACAUCGAGAUCGACGCUCUGUACGAAGGCGUCGACUUCUUCACGAGAGUAUCCCGCGCUCGCUUCGAAGAACUAUGCUCGGACUUGUUCCGAGGCACGCUCGAGCCAGUGGAGAAAGCGUUGAGAGACGCGAAGAUGGACAAGAGUCAAAUCCACGACGUUGUCCUCGUAGGGGGCUCCACUCGGAUCCCUAAGAUCCAGAACUUGCUGCAGAACUUCUUCUGUGGGAAGAAAUUGAACUUGUCCAUCAACCCAGACGAGGCGGUGGCCUACGGAGCGGCUGUCCAGGCGGCGAUCCUGUCCGGAUCGAACGACACGAGGAUUCAAGACGUACUUCUGGUGGACGUGGCGCCACUGUCUCUGGGCAUCGAAACAGCCGGAGGAGUGAUGACGAAGAUCAUCGAGCGAAACAGCAAGAUUCCUUGCAAGCAGUCUCAGACGUUCACCACCUACUCGGACAACCAGCCGGCUGUGACCAUCCAAGUGUACGAGGGAGAGCGAGCGAUGACUAAGGACAACAACCUGCUGGGCAGAUUCGACUUGACCGGCAUUCCACCCGCGCCGCGAGGAGUCCCGCAGAUCGACGUCACCUUCGACAUCGACGCCAACGGUAUUCUGAACGUAUCCGCCAAGGAGAACGGCACAGGAAGGAGCAAGAACAUCGUCAUAAAGAACGACAGGGGACGUCUGUCGCAAGCGGAGAUCGACAGGAUGUUGGCGGACGCUGACAAGUACAAGGAGGAAGAUGAGAGGCAGAGACAGCGCGUCGCAGCUCGCAACCAGCUCGAGUCGUAUGUGUUCAGCGUGAAACAAGCGCUGGAUGAUGCGGGAGACAAGCUGAGCGAGCAGGACAAGGACACGGCGCGGCGCGAGUGUGAAGAUGCACUCAAGUGGCUGGACAAUAACGCACUCGCUGAACAGGAGGAGUUUGAGCACAGGCUGAAGGAGCUGCAGCGAGUCUGCUCGCCGAUCAUGAGCAAGAUGCAUGGCGGCGGCCAAGGGAGGAUGCCCGGUGGGGCACAAGGAGGAAUGCCUGAUGGUAUGUCUGGAGGAAUGCCAGGAGGAAUGCCAGGAGGUAUGCCUGGAGGAAUGCCCGGAGGUAUGCCUGGAGGAAUGCCCGGAGGAAUGCCCGGAGGAAUGCCCGGAGGAAUGCCUGGAGGAAUGUUUGGCGGUAUGCCUGGAGGAAUGCCCGGAAGUAUGCCCGGUGGGAUGCGAGGAGGUAUGCCUGGAGGUAUGCCCGGCGGAAUGUUUGGCGGUAUGCCAGGAGGAAUGCGAGCGGGCAUGCCUGGAGGUAUGCCCGGAGGAAUGCCUGGAUACCAUCAAAACAACGACGGCCCAACUAUUGAAGAAGUGUACUAAGUACCUGAUUUAUUAACUAGUUAUUAGAUUUGUAAAUUGUGCUUUAAAAGACUGAUGUAAUUAAGUUUUAUUUUAAGUCAAAAGAACUUGUGAUCAUUUGUUGGAUAGAAGUAAUAAAAAAAUAUGAAUAACUUUA
Pectinophora gossypiella (pink bollworm) is the source of this 2441-nucleotide messenger RNA. Its product is annotated as heat shock protein 68-like. Gene Ontology annotation, cellular component: cytoplasm. The transcript has a single exon. The record is from RefSeq and is a predicted model, not a curated record. Gene Ontology annotation, molecular function: misfolded protein binding; ATP hydrolysis activity; heat shock protein binding. Bases 113 to 2305 code for a protein of 730 amino acids. Lineage: Eukaryota; Metazoa; Arthropoda; Insecta; Lepidoptera; Gelechiidae. Gene Ontology annotation, biological process: protein refolding; cellular response to unfolded protein.